This is a messenger RNA of Ascochyta rabiei, 468 nucleotides long. RefSeq names its product 4-carboxymuconolactone decarboxylase. The transcript has a single exon. The record is from RefSeq and is a predicted model, not a curated record. Gene Ontology annotation, molecular function: peroxiredoxin activity. NCBI's taxonomy places the organism in Eukaryota, Fungi, Ascomycota, Dothideomycetes, Pleosporales, Didymellaceae. The coding region runs from base 1 to 468 and encodes 155 amino acids.
AUGCCCUCAAACGACCCAAAAUACAAUGACAUGCACCAGCAGCUCUUCGAGGAGGGACUGAAGAUGCGAAGAAGCGUCGUCGGCGACGAGUACGUCAAGACAGCACUGGAGAACGGAUCCUCGGAGUUCUCGCGAGCCGGGCAGGAGCUCGUCACGGAGUGGUGCUGGGGCUACGCAUGGACGCGGCCGGGGCUCGACAAGAAGCAGCGCAGCUUGAUCAACAUCGGGAUGCUCAUGGCGCUCAACCGUGCCCCUGAGCUGGCGGUGCAUAUCCGCGGCGCGAGGAACAACGGGCUGUCCGAGCUGGAGAUCCGCGAGGCCAUCAUCCAUGCUACGACGUACUGCGGUGUUCCGGCUGGCGUGGAUGCGAUGAAGACCGCCGAGAAGGUGCUCAACGACAUGGCGGAGAAGGGCGAGAUGCCACGGGAGUUGGGUUCACUGAGCGAGAGGGCGAAAAACAACGGUUGA